UUCACUGUCCCGAGACAUGAUGAAGCGUUCACCCCUGUGGGAAUCUCUCCUCCCGCGUCAGCUGCAUCUGUCAGCCCGAGCGGCUGCAGCAGCGGCUCAGACCUUCUGAUUCACCCAGAGAAAAGUUCUGUCCCGUCUUUGAAGAGGAUGCCGCUCAACUUCAGGAUACCCACCCGGACGCACCAAGGACCGCGGGACUGAUCCCUCCCCGCGCGAUGAUGACUCCGUCCUGUUGGAGAGCCCCUGCUUUCCUCCGCUCUGCUGCCGCCGUGACACAGCCGACUGGAUUGGUCUGCCACCUCUGCCCUCUCCGCGCCGGUGUUGUGAUCCUGUUUCCCACACUGCACUUGACCCGAGGCAAAACAAUAGGAUUAACUUCACAAGAGGAAGCUGUCACAGAUGAAGCUCGGGGCUCGGAUGGAUCCCAGUAAACACAAGACCAUGGAAGUGAGGAACAGUCUGAACUCCAGCGCGAACGCCACUUCCAUGGACGUCCGGCAGGUCACUCACAGUCUCCUGGAGGUCGUCUCCAUCGCCACCGUGUCAGCCGUGGUCAGCCUGAUCACCAUCGUGGGGAACGUCCUGGUGAUGGUGUCCUUCAAGGUCAACAGUCAGCUCAAAACUGUCAACAAUUACUACCUUCUGAGCCUGGCGGCGGCCGACCUCAUCAUUGGCGUCUUCUCCAUGAAUCUGUACACGUCCUAUAUUCUCAUGGGCUACUGGGCUCUCGGGAACCUGGCCUGCGAUCUGUGGCUCGCCCUGGACUACGUGGCCAGCAACGCCUCGGUCAUGAACCUGCUGGUGAUCAGCUUCGACCGGUAUUUCUCCAUCACCAGGCCUCUGACCUACCGGGCCAAGCGGACCCCCAAAAGAGCGGGCAUCAUGAUCGGUCUGGCCUGGCUGGUGUCGCUGGUUCUGUGGGCCCCGCCCAUCCUGUGCUGGCAGUACUUUGUCGGGAAGAGGACAGUGCCUGAGCGACAGUGCCAGAUCCAGUUCUUCUCCGAGCCGGUCAUCACUUUUGGGACGGCCAUCGCAGCCUUCUACAUCCCAGUCUCCGUCAUGACAAUCCUGUACUGCCGCAUCUACAAAGAGACGGAGAGGAGGACCAAAGAUCUGGCCGAGCUUCAGGGCACCAGCUGCUCGGCCGAGUCGGCAGCCGCGCAGCCGCAGAAGACCAUCGUCAGAUCUUGUUUCAGCUGCAAACUUCGGUCGGCAUCGCACGAACGGAAUCAGGCCUCAUGGUCGUCGUCGACUCGGAGCCACGCUGCUCGCACAACAACCGCGAGUGACGAGUGGUCCAAAGCUGGUCAGCUGACCUCCUGCAACAGCUACGCCUCCUCUGAAGACGAGGAUCGACCCGUCUCCCCGAAAACCUUCCGUUCCUCCUUCCCGGACCAGGAGAACGGCAAAGACGCAAAGCAGCUCAGGACCUACGAGGACGACCGCUUCUUCCAAACGCCGCCCAAAAGCAGCUCGCAAAAAAGUGGCAAGUGCGUGUCGUACAAGUUCAAACCAGUCGUGAAGGACGUUCAGGUGGAUCUCCAGAGCAAGAACGGCGACUCCAAAACGGGCUCCUCGACGUUCUCGUCGGCAGAGUCUGUGAGCGCCCCCUCUACUGCCAAACCCUUGGACGCGUCGCUGAAAAACCAGUUGACCAAGCGGAAGAGGAUGGUGCUGAUUAAGGAGAGGAAAGCGGCUCAGACGCUCAGCGCCAUCCUGCUGGCCUUCAUCCUGACGUGGACGCCUUACAACAUCAUGGUGCUCAUCUCCACCUUCUGCUCGGACUGCAUCCCCGUUUCACUGUGGCACCUGGGCUACUGGCUCUGCUACGUCAACAGCACCGUCAACCCCAUGUGCUACGCGCUGUGCAACAAGACUUUCCAAAAGACCUUCCGCAUGCUGCUGCUCUGCCAGUGGAAGAGGAAACGGACAGAGGAGAAACUUUAUUGGUGCGGACAGAACCAAAUGGCCAAAGUUACGUGAAACCUGCGUUUUCAUGUACUGUAAAAUAGAUUCUUUUGUACAUUCUAGCCGGCAAAUCACAACAUAUUUGAUCUGUUCCUGGCAAUGUAAAUACAUCUGAGUUGUAAAGUUGAACCAAUAACGCCCAACGAAAGACGUUUAAUCGGCAACAUUUUUGCUUUUGCAUCGUCUCGCCGCAGUGGUUUAGAUCAGGUCAGAGGAGGCGCAUUGCUUUGCUGCUGUUUCUGUGACGAAAACGCAUCUUUUUGGAAUCGAAGCUACACUUUCAAGGGCUAACAAGUCCGGUUCCGAUGUCGCUGGAGAGUACGAUCCUCGAAGGCUUCCACACGUGCCAUGGCCGCUCGCUCAUCAUUCUACUGCAACAUAUCAGUGUUUGGAAAAGAUGAUUCUCAGGAUGUCGGUGUUGUGAUGUGGCAAAGCUGAACCUGUUUUCGUCAAGUGUUUUGUGCUCACUGUGAACAGGCAAAAGUACGGGAAAUAAAAAAAACACCACACAAUGAAGCUGAAAAUGGUAUUAAACAGUAUUUGUUUUGGUAGUCGUGUCAUUUGGAAUAAAAAUGCUAUCAUUGUAUCAAAUUUGGUUUUCAUUCAGUUCACUUUUUUUCAGUGAGUUA
Molecule: messenger RNA, 2597 nt
Organism: Synchiropus splendidus (mandarinfish)
Lineage: Eukaryota; Metazoa; Chordata; Actinopteri; Syngnathiformes; Callionymidae
Gene: chrm5a
Product: cholinergic receptor, muscarinic 5a
Exons: 2
Coding region: 400-1983 (527 amino acids)
Biological process (GO): adenylate cyclase-inhibiting G protein-coupled acetylcholine receptor signaling pathway; chemical synaptic transmission; G protein-coupled receptor signaling pathway, coupled to cyclic nucleotide second messenger
Cellular component (GO): dendrite; plasma membrane; synapse
Molecular function (GO): G protein-coupled acetylcholine receptor activity; G protein-coupled serotonin receptor activity
Source: RefSeq, a predicted model, not a curated record